Messenger RNA from Anarrhichthys ocellatus (wolf-eel), 2872 nucleotides. Its product is annotated as neoverrucotoxin subunit alpha-like. The transcript is spliced from 5 exons. NCBI's taxonomy places the organism in Eukaryota, Metazoa, Chordata, Actinopteri, Perciformes, Anarhichadidae. Bases 1445 to 2476 code for a protein of 343 amino acids. The record is from RefSeq and is a predicted model, not a curated record. Gene Ontology annotation, molecular function: protein binding.
CCACCAGUUGAGAAUCACUGCCUUAGAAUGAGCAAAAGUGAUGAUUGUGUAAUUGAUGAAAAUACUAGAAAUCUUUGUGUUUCAUGAACUUCAGGUUGGGCUCUGAUGUUUCCGUUUUCAUCACUUUGUUCACUCGAGAGGACAAAAUCAUUCCAAAGACGUCCUCAUGAAGCUGAAUUCAGCCUUUGUAGAAUCAAGAGUGCGUUCUCCCUCCACUGGGACAAGAGUAGGAAUAUGUCUUCAUUCAGCUUUAAAGCUCAGUUAUAGAGUUGAGCUUUACUUUACUGUCACAUUUUAUUUUCUCAGUAAAAACAAGUAGAUUCUAUUGUUUCAGAUAAAAUCAGGUUCCACACAUUUAUGCAAAUAGAUCAUCACAAAUAUGUAACUUUAGACAAAUGUACAAAUCAUUUUACUUUGUAGAAAUGUGGUUCCAGUUCAUGUAAAUGUGAUGUGAAAUAUAAAACAGUGACAUGUUGAACCAGAAUCAGGUGAUUGUUUGACUGAAUAUGUGACUGAUAUACUGAGCUACAUCUUUUAUUCUUAUUGUUCUGACUGAAAGUUGACCUUCAGAAACACAAACAGGUUCAACACUUGACUACGAGGUUAAAGAGUGAAAUGUGAGGUUUGAUUAAGGUCCAGGUCAGAUGAACAGGAUCCUUUUUAAACAGAGACCACCAAUGAGGACUGAGAGGAACCACAACAACAAAGUUAACAUGAAACAAGUCAUGUGCCAUAUGUGUUUGUACAAUACAAUUCUGUCAACAUAUAAAUAAAAUGAAUUCAUAUAAAUAUCUGACUCCAUCUUUGUUCUGUUUAUUUGAGACUACUGUGUGAAGUUGUUUCGUUAAGGCUUUUAUUGUGGUGUUUCCUGUGUUUUAUUUUGAAAGGAACCUGGUCUCAGGUGGUCAGCGUAACUUGACAGAAACACACAAACGGUAGUAGAGCUUCCGGUAUUUAAUGUGGAGUAAAAAAAGUGUAUAAAUGUGUUAAAAACUCCUCUUAGCGCCAGUUGAACAGGUAACAAGGUGUUUAAAUUGGUUCAUAUCUUUGUAAAGAUUGAGAGUUAACUUUUACUGGACGUCAGUUAACCGGAUGUGUUGUUAUCGAUGCAAGAUGGUGCCGUGCCAGCGGCAGCCUGUUGCAGCAGCUCCCUGUGCGUUUUAAUUUUAGUCUUUCUUCACUUUUUCCCCUCUUCUUUUUGUUUGUUCUUUUUCUUCAACGUUUGUUUUUUACGGUCAAACAAAGGACCGUAAAUUUUUCUCAACUUUUCUCGUGGCUCUUCUGUUACUUUUCCUCCUGUUUGUAACGGAGGACCAUUGUUUGCUCCGGCGAUCAGCUGAUUACGCUGAGCAUCUGAGCAUACUUGACUUUCCAUUGUUUCUGUGGUUCCAACACAGUUUUUCCUUCAGGUUACGAAACAGACAGAUUCUAGCAGGGAGCCACGAUGACGUCAGUGGACCUUUUGAAGACUCUGAAGGAUUUAAAAGAAGAUGAAUUUAAGGAAUUCACCUGGCUUCUGCAGCAGCAUGGCUUCAUGAAACCUUACCAAGCUAUCAAAGAGUCAAAGCUGGAGAAGGCAAAUAGGCUGGACACUGUGGAUCUGAUGGUGAAGACCUUUGAACUUUAUGGAGCUCUAGAGGUCACCAGGAAGGUUUUACAGCAGAUACCCAGGAAUGAUCUGCUGCAGAGUCUGACAAACACCAGCUCAGGACGAGAAGAUGAUGUUGGAGAGACUUCAGAGAACAGAGGAACAUCCGCCUGUCAGAGCAAAGGAAAACAUCUGGACGUGUUGGACCAGAAGAACCUGAGUCUGGUGCCAGCAGUCAAAGCCUCCAACAAAGCUCUGGUUGAACCUGCUGGAGAUCAGAGGCUGAAACCUGUUCUGAGGAAGUUUUCCUGUGAACUCACAAUCGACACAAACACACUGCACAGAUGGCUCAAACUGUCUGACAACAACAGGAAGGUGACAUAUGAGGGAGAGUAUCAGUCAUAUCCUGAUCAUCCAGACAGGUUUGAUGUCUGUACUCAGCUGCUGUGUAGAACUGAUCUGACUGGUCGCUGUUACUGGGAGGUCGAGUGGGGAGGAGCGGUUUCUAUAUCAGUGAGUUACAGAGGAAUCAAUAGGAAAGGAAACAGUGAUGACUGUUGGUUUGGAAAUAAUGAUCAGUCCUGGAGUCUUUUGUGCUCUGGUGAAGGUUACUCUGUCCGUCACAAUGAGACAACAACAGACAUCAUCACCACCUCCUCCUCCCCCUCUGGUAGAGUAGCAGUGUAUGUGGACUGUCCACAUACACUGGCUCUCUGUCCUUCUGGCUCUCUGUCCUUCUACAGAGUCUCCUCUGACACACUGAUCCACCUCCACACCUUCAACACCACAUUCACUGAACCGCUUUAUCCUGGGUUUGGGUUCUGGUCCAGGUUUGGUGGUUCAGUGUCUCUGUGUUCUGUGGAGGAGGGAAAGUCUCCUCCUCUGUAAAAACUCACACUGCUGACGAUGAGAUUCAGAUCAAUAGAACAAAAUAUAAUCAACAAAUAAAUCACUUUUAUAUAUUAUUAUGGAGAUAACAAUCAACAUUUAUUGAUCCCUCGGUGAAAUUCAGAAAUGAAUACUUUAGUACUUUUACUUUCAUUGUGAAUGCAGGACUUUCAGGUUUUACUACUUUAACUUAAAGAUCCGUUGAAGACUUUUGGAUGAAUGAACAUAAUAUUAAUUAAAGCUGCGAGCAGCGACGAAUGGGCCCUCGCAUCCUCCCGCACGUCGGGGGAUGUUUUUUUCCUGCGUGGACCGCCUGACGCUGGAAAUUCCGUUUUGCAAAUAGUCCGAUGCUUCCUGUAUCCGCUGCCUGGCGCUACAGAACACGUGCAAACAUGC